AUGUCUGGAGGCUGUGGGAGCCAGGUCUGUGGGAACCUGGUUCACCUGGAUGUGGAGGAGCUGCUCUCCGCAGCCUGGGCUGCCCACCAGCUCCUGGUUGAACACGUGGACAAGUGGGAGAACAACGGGAGGCUCUACAGUUUGCUCAACACCGGCGCCGAGUACGUCCCGGCGGGGCAAGAGAGACCGGGAGGCAACCGGUUGCUUUUGGCGGGAGCGGUGACGGCGGGAGGGGGAACGGGGAGCGUCCGGCGACAGGCACCCACCCCCCACCUUCAACCCCAACCCCAACCCCCGCCCAGGCCCGGUUCGGAAACGGUGCGGGGUCAAACUCGUCAUCCCUUCGGUUUCGGGCAGGUGCCCGAAAAUUGGCGCGAAGGCCCGGUGGGCGACACGACGGCAUCCCAACGCCUCCGGCCCGCCGCCCGCUCCCGCCAACCUUCCUCCUCCUCUUCCUCCUCCUCAUCCUCAUCCUUCGCCUACGCCUCCGCCUACCCCCAAUUCCCUUUCGCCCCCCAAUACGAGCCCUACGAAGCCCCCCGGGCCUACGACGAAGCCUUCACCUAUUACCGUAGCACCGGGGGGGCGGCGGUGGCUUCGGCGGCGGCGGGUGCCAGCGUGGUGUACCCCUUCCAACCCCGGGCGCGCUACGAGGACUACGGGGAGGAGCAGAGCCCCUACAGAGCCCAGGGUUACUACCCCCCGGCCGAACGCCCCUACGUGCCCCCAGCCCCACAACCCGUCGACGGGCUGGACCGCCGGUACUCCCAUAGCUUGUACCACGACGCCGGGGGUUCACUGGAACAAGGUGGCCAGGACUCCUACCCCAACCAGCAACCCCCAGGUCGUGGGGUGGCAUCGACGGACAACCUGCAAGCUCCUGGUGGGACGGGGUACGGGGGGGCUCAGUACCCACCCUACGAGCCGCAGCCACCGUUCCGGGCGCUUGAACCCUACGGGGUUCCUCGCCCCGAGUCCUACCUGCCCGCCAGGAACCCCGAGAUGCCACAGGCCGUCCCCGAUAACCAAGCCCGGGUCAGCGUUGGAAGUGUCUACAGGCCCAGCCACGGAGGACGGGGUGAGUCUUGGGGUGGGCCCUGGGGUGGGUGGCAGUUGGGAUGGUGUCCCCCCAGGGCUUCCUCACCCAUCACCCAGGGAGAAGGCAUCCUCGAGGUGCCCACAUCCUCUCCGAGGAUGCUCUGGGGACAAAUGUGGCCAAGGGGGUCACCCAGGGGCUGGGGCUGUUGGAGACCCUGUAUGUUUUUUGGGAAUGAUGGUCAUCCCAUGCUUGUGAGCACGGCCUACACCCCCGAAACCACCGACUACGACGUGCGGGUGCUGCUGCGGUUUCCCCAGCGGGUGAAGAACCAGGGCACGGCCGAUUUUCUGCCCAGCCGGCCCCGCCACAGCUGGGAAUGGCACAGCUGCCACCAGCACUACCACAGCAUGGAUGAGUUCAGCCACUACGACCUGCUGGAUGCCACCACGGGGCGGAAGGUGGCCGAGGGCCACAAGGCCAGCUUCUGCCUGGAGGACACCACCUGUGACUUCGGCAACCUGAAGCGUUACGCCUGCACGGCCCAUACCCAGGGCUUGAGCCCCGGCUGCUACGACACCUACAACGCCGACAUCGACUGCCAGUGGAUCGACAUCACGGACGUGCAGCCGGGGAAUUAUGUCUUAAAGGUUCAAGUGAACCCCAAAUACAUCGUCCUGGAGUCGGACUUCACCAACAAUGUGGUGAGGUGCAACAUCCAUUACACCGGGCGCUACGUCGCCACGACAAACUGCAAGAUUUCCCAAUCUUGAUGGGAGCAGGGCCGGAGGGAUGUCACCUGUCCCAGCCUCUGUCCCCCUCUUGACAAAGUGCCUGAGCUCAGGAGCCUCCGGAGCCCAUCACCAGCUCCUCCAGACACCCCCCCCCAAAAAAUACCAACCACCAACCCCAACCCUCAUUUCUUCCUGUUAAAAGGAGGGGAAGUGAGAAUGACUCUUUGAAAUAUUUUUUUUUUAUACUUAACUUUUCUUUAACCUUUGGGUUUUUGGUAUUUUUUAUUUUUUUU
This is a messenger RNA of Calidris pugnax (ruff), 2063 nucleotides long. RefSeq names its product lysyl oxidase like 1 (gene LOXL1). Bases 1 to 1809 code for a protein of 602 amino acids. Gene Ontology annotation, molecular function: protein-lysine 6-oxidase activity; copper ion binding. Lineage: Eukaryota; Metazoa; Chordata; Aves; Charadriiformes; Scolopacidae. Gene Ontology annotation, biological process: peptidyl-lysine oxidation. The record is from RefSeq and is a predicted model, not a curated record. The transcript is spliced from 9 exons.